This is a messenger RNA of Cavia porcellus (domestic guinea pig), 4624 nucleotides long. RefSeq names its product phosphodiesterase 4A (gene Pde4a). The record is from RefSeq and is a predicted model, not a curated record. NCBI's taxonomy places the organism in Eukaryota, Metazoa, Chordata, Mammalia, Rodentia, Caviidae. The transcript has 15 exons. Gene Ontology annotation, molecular function: 3',5'-cyclic-AMP phosphodiesterase activity. Gene Ontology annotation, cellular component: perinuclear region of cytoplasm; cytosol; nucleus. Bases 255 to 2807 code for a protein of 850 amino acids. Gene Ontology annotation, biological process: signal transduction.
UCGGGGCUGGCGCCGAACGCAGAGAGCGCAGCCGGGCUCGGAGCCGAGCACCAGCAGCACACAGGAAGCCACGGCGCCCGGCCCGGGGGCGAUCGGCCCGCAGCGCCCCCGGGUCUGUCCCCGGGGCGCCAUGGCCCCACUGAGGCCGGGCGCACCUGCGGGGCUCCGGGCGCGUCGGCUGGCGCGCAGCUGAGUGGGGUGCAGCCUGUAAAGGCCGGGGCCCCCUCCGGGGCGCAGGUUGGGGGGCCGGCGACAUGGAGCCCCCGGCCGCCACCUCGGAGAGGAGCCUGUCUCUAUCUCUGCCCGGGCCCCGGGAGGGCCAGGCCACCCUCAAGCCGCCCCCUCAGCACCUGUGGCGGCAGCCGCGGACCCCGAUCCGUAUCCAGCAGCGCGGCUACUCCGACAGCGCGGAGCGCUCGGAGCCCGAGCGGCCGCCACACCGGCCCAUAGAACGCGCUGACGCCGUGGACACCAGCGACCGGCCCGGCCUGCGCACGACCCGCAUGUCCUGGCCUUCGUCCUUCCAUGGCACCAGCACAAGCAGCGGCAGCGCGGGCGGAGGCAGCGGCAGGCGCUUCGAGGCAGAAAAUGGGCCGACGCCGUCCCCCGGCCGCAGCGCCCUGGACUCGCAGGCGAGCCCGGGCCUGGUGCUGCACGCCGGGGCAGCCACCAGCCAGCGCCGGGAGUCCUUCCUCUAUCGCUCCGACAGCGACUACGACAUGUCCCCCAAGACCAUGUCCCGCAACUCAUCGGUCACCAGCGAGGCGCACGCGGAGGACCUCAUUGUAACGCCCUUCGCCCAGGUGCUGGCCAGUCUCCGCAGCGUCCGAAGCAACUUCUCGCUCCUGACCAAUGUGCCCAUUCCCAGUCACAAGCGGUCCCCACUGGGAGGCCCCACCCCCGUCUGCAAGGCCACACUGUCAGAAGAGACGUGUCAGCAACUGGCCCGGGAGACCCUGGAGGAGCUGGACUGGUGCCUGGAGCAGUUGGAGACUAUGCAGACCUACCGCUCUGUCAGCGAGAUGGCAUCACACAAGUUCAAGAGGAUGCUAAACCGGGAGCUCACACACCUGUCAGAAAUGAGCAGGUCGGGAAACCAGGUCUCAGAGUACAUUUCCACGACAUUCCUCGACAAACAGAAUGAAGUGGAGAUCCCGUCACCAACGAUGAAAGACCGAGAGCCCCAAGAAGCACCCCGACAAAGGCCCUGCCAGCAGCUUCCACCCCCAGUGCCGCAUUUGCAGCCCAUGUCCCAGAUCACGGGGGUGAAGAGGCUGUCGCACAACAGCGGCCUGAACAACGCCAGCAUCCCACGCUUCGGGGUGAAGACGGAUCAGGAGGAGCUCCUGGCCCAAGAGCUGGAGAAUUUGAGCAAAUGGGGCCUGAACAUCUUCUGUGUGUCUGAUUAUGCCGGAGGCCGCUCUCUGAGCUGUAUCAUGUACACGAUAUUCCAGGAGCGGGACUUGCUGAAGAAAUUCCACAUCCCUGUGGACACGAUGGUGACAUACGUGCUGACGCUGGAGGACCACUACCACUCCGACGUGGCCUACCACAACAGCCUGCACGCGGCCGACGUGCUGCAGUCCACCCACGUACUGCUGGCCACGCCCGCCCUGGAUGCGGUAUUCACAGACCUAGAGAUUCUCGCAGCCCUCUUCGCAGCCGCCAUCCAUGACGUGGACCACCCUGGGGUCUCCAACCAGUUCCUCAUCAAUACAAACUCGGAGCUGGCGCUCAUGUACAACGAUGAGUCGGUGCUUGAGAACCACCACCUGGCCGUGGGCUUCAAGCUGCUGCAGGAAGAGAACUGCGACAUCUUCCAGAACCUCAGCAAGCGCCAGCGACAGAGCCUGCGCAAGAUGGUCAUCGACAUGGUGCUGGCCACGGACAUGUCCAAGCACAUGACCCUCCUAGCUGACCUGAAGACUAUGGUGGAGACCAAGAAGGUGACAAGCUCGGGAGUUCUCUUGCUGGACAACUACUCCGACCGCAUCCAGGUCCUUCGGAACAUGGUACACUGUGCAGACCUCAGUAACCCCACCAAGCCGCUGGAGCUGUACCGCCAGUGGACUGACCGGAUCAUGGCCGAGUUCUUCCAGCAAGGCGACCGAGAACGAGAGCGGGGCAUGGAGAUCAGUCCCAUGUGUGAUAAGCACACAGCCUCCGUGGAGAAGUCACAGGUGGGUUUCAUCGACUACAUCGUUCACCCUCUGUGGGAGACCUGGGCCGACCUGGUGCACCCUGAUGCACAGGACAUCCUGGACACGCUGGAGGAGAACCGGGACUGGUACUAUAGCGCCAUCCGGCAAAGCCCGUCACCACCGCCCGAGGAGGAGCCCAGCGGGCUCCGCCACUGCGCCCCACCUGAGAAGUUCCAGUUUGAGCUGACGCUGGAGGAGGAGGAGGAGGAGGAGGCAUGCCUAGCCCAGGAUUCGAUGAAAACUCUGGGAUCGUUCAGGGUUGAGGAGCUGGGCAAGGUCAUGGGCCAGGAGGCCGAGACAGGGCAUUUGCCACGGGGUUUGGCUUCGGUGUGUGUGGUCCCCCCUAUGGCGCAGGAGGAAUCUGUGGAUGCUGGAAGCUGUGACCUGUCUCUUGAAAGCCCCCUUCGGCCUGCCUUGAGGACCCAGUCCACGCCAGAGGAGUCCCCGGGCCCCCCGGGCCUCCCCUCCAUGGCGGCCGAGGUGGGGGCCCAAAGAGACCAUCAGGCUGCCACGAGGGCUUGCUGCACCUGCACAGGGACAUCGUGGGAGGACCCAGCCAUCCUCCCGGUUCCCAGCGGGUGGGAGUCAGGUGGGGACCCUCCCUGAGCCGCAGCCACAGCUCGGUCACCCCAACACCCAUGACCCUCGCUCCCUACCGACCACCUCCUCCGCUGCCUCAAAGACUCUUGGCCCUCUUGAGAAAAAAGAAAACAGAAAAGUGGGGGGUUUUCUCUUUUUUUCCCCUUUCCCCCUGCCCAUACCCAUGGGGCCUUUUUUUGGAGGUGGGGGUUGGGGAGCGAGGGGGCAAGGUCCCAGAACGGAUUUUAUUUUUUAAAUUUUAAUUGUAACAUUUUUAGAAAAAGAACAAAAAUAAGAAAAAAAAAAAAAAAAAGGAUGAAACACAGCAACUGUAGAUGCACACACACACACACCCCCACGGCCCAACUCCUGGUUCCCCACUUUACACCUCCAAACCCCUCUAGUCUCCCCACCCCCCAAGGUCCAGCCUUGUCUUCCCGCCGCGGGGCUUCCUUAUUUGGACCCAAAUACAGAUGGGGGCCUCGCUGCGGGCUUUCCUCCUAAGGUUUGGGGAGCUCCAGCGCCAGCCGGAGUAGCCAUCGCGCGCAGGGCCGGCGGGCCAGGGGGUCGCAGCGGCAGCCGCUCGCCCCCACUCCCCCCAAGUCUUCCGCCUCGUGUUUGCACAACCCCAGCCAUAUCGGGGGUCGGUGGAGCUGCUCGCUUGAGGAUGCCAGGAGCGGUGGUCGGUCGCCAGGCCGCCCACCGGAAUCAGUCCUGAGCUGCAGGGAGGUCUGACCCCCGCGGCCUGCCACCUCCCUCCCCGGCACCCCCUGGUCACUUUGAAUUUUUCAGUUUGCAUUGGAGGCGGGGGACUAAAGUGGCGCAUGCGCAAAGGCGCACACGUCCCCCUAUCUCCCCCCAUUCCUGCUGCUUCCCCUCUUGUUUCUGCCUUGACCCCAGUGGCCAGAGGAGACGGGUGGCAGUGGCUGCCACCUGCACCUUGGGUACAGUGGAGCCAGGCCCAGAGUCCCCACCCCUGGCACCCACCCCUGCACCCCACAGCAGCGUCCUCCUGACCCCCACCUUGCCCGACUCCCACCCGGCCGCCCACCUCUGCCCUAGGAGGAAGCAAUAAUGGUGUACACUCACAUCCCCCAUCGGGGCACCCCUUCCCUGCCCGGGCCCGGUUCCCCUCCCCAGCUAGUCCCUGAGCAAUACGACAGGCAGAUGAAGGCCAUCUUCUCCAAGCCAUGGGGCACCGGCGGGAAGGAAGGAACCCCGACCUCUGCCCGUCCUGCGCCCCUCCAUCUGGGCCCGCAGCCGGGCCGGCAGAGACCUAGCCCCGUCUCCUUCCCCCCAACUCAGAGCACACGGUACUGUAGCCCCCUCUGUCUGUCCCCGACGGCCCUCACCCCAUAACCGCUGUACAGGGUUCAUUUUUGUAGAGAACAAAGUUUCUGUCCCAGCUGAGCCCGAAGGGGCCUUUUCUUUUCUCUCUCCCCUUGUUUUUUGUUUUUGUUUUUUGUUGUUGUUGUUUUGUUUUCCUUUUUGUACAUACUGUAAGGUUGGUUUGUAAAUUAUUCUCCAAAGGCAAAAAGGGACAUCAGCGCGCCUUUCCCCAGCUGACCAGUGGGGAAGGCGGGGCAGCCUGGCCCCUGUAUUAUACACGCUGAACCAUGGUCCCGGGAAGGAAGGGCGGCUCGCUGCGGCCGGGCAUCACAUGGUGACAUCCCGGGUCCGGCCUGAGCACAACUGGCCCCCAAAGCCUCCCCGGAAGCGGGGCCCUGGCCAGGCAAAGCCCGCCCCGUCAGCUCCCCACCCUCACUCGAUCCGUGAUCCGUCGGUCCCUCGAUCGAUAAUCAGUUCUUCAAUCUUGUCACCAUUAAACCGAGGCUUUCACCGAC